Messenger RNA from Drosophila yakuba, 2021 nucleotides. RefSeq lists its product as uncharacterized. Bases 142 to 1905 code for a protein of 587 amino acids. NCBI's taxonomy places the organism in Eukaryota, Metazoa, Arthropoda, Insecta, Diptera, Drosophilidae. The transcript has 7 exons. The record is from RefSeq and is a predicted model, not a curated record.
UUGUUGCUAAAACAAUCAUAAAUUGCCAGGUGUUUGCCAAUCCCGAGUGACCUUUCGGUCUUGGCAACCACUGUUUUAUCAAUAGCUGACGUUCAGUUAUCGUUCAGGUAUCUGAUUGAUGGUCCACUCAGUCCGCGAAAAAUGGCGAAGAAGGGAGGAGUCCAGCAGCUCCAGGCAGACCUUACCACGGAUGAGGAGUUUGAGAAGUUCCUGCAGCGAUCCGGAUUGCUGGUGCUCGAUAUAUACUCAGAGUGGUGCGGUCCCUGCCUCGGAAUGGUGGGCAGCCUGCGGAAGAUCAAGCUCGAGCUAGGAGGCGACAACCUGCAGCUGGCCAUCUGCAAGGCGGGCUCCAUAUCCUAUCUGAAGCGGUUCAACAAGAAGAGCGAGCCCACCUGGAUGUUCGUCACGAACGGCAAGGCCAUCAACAUCAUGUUCGGCACGGAUGUGCCCAAGCUGGUGGCCAUGAUCACCCGGCUGCUGCAGUCGACGAUGGCCAGGGAAUCGCACCUGAGCUACGAGGUCACCGAGCUCCAGCCGAUGGAGCUGGAGCAGCUGGAGGUGCGCAACAAGGCGCUGCGCCUGGCCGAGGAAAUCGAACUGGCGGAGAGCCGGCGGAAGCGGCUGGAAUAUCUUCACAGCGUCACCGACUGCAUCAUGGCCAACCUGCCAGAUAUCGGGAUCACGGUGUUUGGGCCACAGGUGAAUCGCGACAUGUUCAAGAAGCUCUCGGAGCCGGCUGAUCCGCUUAAGAUCCAGUGCAAGGACCGCAAGGUCUUUCCCAUUCUGCCCGGCGACAUCGCCACGGUCAACUUCGCCGCGGAGAAUCCCCUGGCCCCGGAUGUCAUCGAGCAGCUCUACGACAAGGAGUUGCUCAUGUGCUUCUGGAAGGUGGAGGAGGUGCUUGGCACGCCGCCCACCGUGCUCCGUCAAUAUGCCCACGAGCUCACCAAGGAGACCAUCAAGCCGCCGGACGAGUUCAACGAGGAGGAGAUCACCGUGCCACCCAUGAUUGUGCCACUGGAGGUGACCGUGGAGAUAUCUGAGCCAGAGCCAUCAUCGGAGAAUGGGCUGGAGCAGUCGGACGCCGAGCACCUGGCCGAGAUAAGGAGUGAAAAUGUAGGGGAGGGCGAGGAAGAGAUAGAGCCAGAGGUAGGGGCGGCGCCAGAGGCUGUUCCUGCAGCCGAAACUGCUCCGGUUCCGGCUAAGAAAACGAAGACCAUUCGGAUACCACCGAUUUGGGUGCCCAGCGACCAGCGCACUCAUGCAGCGCUCAUCUACACGUACUUCCGUGUCCAGACCACGACCUUCCUUCCGCCGGAUCCCGUGCCGGAGCCCCCGCACAUCGUGAUGAUCUUCGACGCCUACAAGAAGAAGGAUCUGGCCAUUCUGCUCGAGACGUGUCGCGAGGACAUUCCGCUCUACGGCUUCUACAACGGCGACAAUCCGCUGACGGCGCAGUUCAUUGCCAACUCCGUGGAGAAGUACAAUGCCAAGCCGUAUGUUCCUACGGACAAGAUUGUGUUGAAAGUGAACAAGUUGAAUAGUCCGACCAUUCCCACGCUGAUGGCCUACGGUCCCAGCUAUGUCAGCGCCAACUCGGUGGUGGGACACCAGGAGGCCAUCCAGUUCUUUCCUGCCAACUACAAGUCUGCUCUGCAGGAGGAGGAGGAACUGCACGCCGUCAAGGCGGAGAAGCCCAAGAAGCGCAAGAAGAAUAAAAAGGGAGGCGAUCCCGAGGAGAGCGGCAAGGCUGAUGCCGGACCGGCGGAUGCGCAGCUGGAGGCGGACGAGGCGGUGAAGACCUCGCCGGAGGAAGGCGCCUCCACGACGAGCAGCGGUGAAGACAGCUGCGAGAGUCGUCCCGCGACAGCCGAUGGCGCCAAUCCCGACGCUUCGGCCUCUUAGAUGACCUAGCUCCAAUAAAAAGUACUGUUUCAUUCGUAAAUAUUAUGAUAUAACACAAUAAUACCCAUAUAUCCUUUUCCUUAACGGCAAAAUUGAAAAAAUUAUACAAAAAAUAA